Messenger RNA from Coffea arabica (coffee), 1717 nucleotides. The record is from RefSeq and is a predicted model, not a curated record. NCBI's taxonomy places the organism in Eukaryota, Viridiplantae, Streptophyta, Magnoliopsida, Gentianales, Rubiaceae.
GCCCUUCACCUACCAACUCCAUUUCCCAAGUCCUCUGUUUCUCUUCUCCCACCCACAGCCUAGCAGCAGGCAAUCACCAAAUCAGCUUUUUUUUUUCAACUUAUUAGACUUAGCCGACGCCGUCACAUUUUAUUAGUCCUCUUCCAUUGUACCUACUCUCCGGACCCCCUUUUCUCAGCCUCCCACCAUCCUUAUUCCGAUGGCUUCUUCUUUCUGCACCAAAAGCGCUCUUUCUUUCUCAACCAAACACGAAAACAUUUCUACUUCUUUCCUGAUACGUGACUUCCGCGUGCGGUUCCCAAAGUCCCGCUCUUUUUCUUCCCCUGCUCGCCUGGAGUUAAAUGCAACCAAAUUGAGGGUGUCUGCCAGUUCAGCCACUCCGGUGAUGGAUCAGCCUCCGAGUGAAACCACUUCUACAGCUCCCACAAUCGUUGAAGUUGAUUUGGGCAAUCGGAGCUACCCGAUUUAUAUUGGGUCCGGACUUCUUAAUCAGCCUGACCUUCUCCAAAGGCACGUCCACGGCAAGAAAGUCUUGGUUGUAACGAAUACCACCAUCGCGCCAUUAUAUCUAGAUAAAACAAUUAGGGCAUUGACAGAUGGAAAUUCGAAUGUUACUGUUGAGAGUGUUAUUUUGCCGGAUGGUGAGAAGUACAAGAACAUGGAAACUCUUAUGAAAGUCUUUGAUAAAGCAAUUGAGACAAGAAUGGAUAGACGCUGUACAUUUGUUGCCCUUGGUGGAGGAGUCAUAGGUGACAUGUGUGGAUAUGCUGCUGCUGCUUACCUCCGUGGUGUGAAUUUCAUUCAGAUUCCUACCACGGUUAUGGCGCAGGUUGAUUCUUCUGUUGGUGGUAAAACUGGAAUAAACCAUCCACUUGGUAAAAAUAUGAUUGGUGCAUUUUACCAACCACAAUGUGUACUGAUAGACACCGACACACUAAACACAUUGCCAGAUAGAGAACUAGCAUCAGGGCUUGCAGAAGUCAUAAAGUAUGGGCUUAUAAGAGAUGCAGAUUUCUUUGAGUGGCAAGAGAAGAACUUACCAGCAUUACUGGCAAGGGAUCCUAGUGCUUUUGCUUAUGCUAUUAAGCGUUCUUGUGAGAACAAAGCUGAGGUAGUCUCUCAAGAUGAAAAGGAAAGUGGAUUGAGGGCAACCUUGAACUUGGGUCAUACAUUUGGUCAUGCUAUAGAGACUGGUUUUGGUUAUGGGCAGUGGCUGCAUGGAGAAGCUGUUGCUGCUGGCACGGUUAUGGCUGUUGAUAUGUCGUACCGCUUGGGCUGGAUUGAAGAUUCACUUGUAAAGCGAGUUCAUAGAAUCUUAAAACAGGCAAAGCUCCCCACUGCACCUCCAGAAACCAUGACGGUGGAGAUGUUCAAAUCUGUCAUGGCGGUUGAUAAGAAGGUGGCGGACGGGCUGCUGAGGCUCAUUCUUUUGAAAGGUCCUCUAGGUAGUUGUGUCUUUACUGGUGACUAUGAUAGAAAGGCCCUUGAUGAAACAUUACGUGCAUUUUGCAAGUCAUGAAAAAGCCGGCCAGUGCUGGCCUCAACCGCUGUUUUUAAGAUAUGUCAAUUGAUGUAGCAACACGUGUAUAUGCUACAAAAUUUUCCUGUAUUUUAGAUAGCUUUACCAUGCAAGACUUGGAUCUUAUCCUACCAAUUCAAGCUGUUGUAAAUUGUAGUUCGUCAAACCUCAUGAAUGCGAAUCAUUUGUUGGCAAUAA